This is a messenger RNA of Panicum virgatum (switchgrass), 2407 nucleotides long. Its product is annotated as protein NRT1/ PTR FAMILY 2.9-like. Gene Ontology annotation, biological process: transmembrane transport. The coding region runs from base 323 to 2152 and encodes 609 amino acids. The transcript has 2 exons. The record is from RefSeq and is a predicted model, not a curated record. Gene Ontology annotation, molecular function: transmembrane transporter activity. Gene Ontology annotation, cellular component: plasma membrane. Lineage: Eukaryota; Viridiplantae; Streptophyta; Magnoliopsida; Poales; Poaceae.
GAUCGAUUGUUGGACAGCGAACUAGCGCGCGGUGGCCAAAAUGGAUUCCGCAGCAGAGUCAGAGGUAUGGUCAUCCAUCAUCAUCACCAUCACUGUUCGUUUGUUUGUAGGCGUCCUAAGCUAGUUGCCGAUCGAGUUGCAAGAUGCAGCAGCUAGCCUCCUCUCCGUCCGUCCUCUAGCUCCCUCAUCUUGCCUGCUGCUGCCUCUCUCUGCUUGCUUGCUUGCCUUGCCUUUGCCUUGCUAGCUUAUUUUAUACGGCGUGCUUGCCUGGCCUGCGUGAGAUCGAUUAGAUUAACCACCCCGCCGGCCGGCGCGCGCGGCCAUGGAGACCAACAGCAGUAAGCCCAAGCACGGGAAGCCGUACGCCGUCGCCGUCGCCGAGGAAGAUGCUACUAAUAGCAAUAACAAGAUGAUAAAGAAGAACCUCUCCGAUGACGACGAGGCCGCCGCCGGCGAGCCGGAGCAGAAGUACCGAGGGUGGAAGGCCAUGCCUUACGUCAUAGGGAACGAGACGUGCGAGAAGCUUGGCACCAUCGGCACGACGGCCAACCUGCUGGUCUACCUCACCACCGUCUACGCCAUCAAGAGCGCCAGCGCCGCCACGCUGCUCAGCCUCUGGGGCGGCACCGUCAACCUUGCCCCCGUCCUCGGCGCCUUCCUCAGCGACGCCUACCUCGGCCGCUACGCCACCAUCGCCCUCGCCUCCAUCGCCUCCUUCCUCGGCAUGAUCCUCCUCACCCUCACCGCCGCCGUCCCCUCCCUCCACCCGCACGGCGCCGCGGCGGGGCCCUCCGCGUCCCACAUGGCCGCGCUCCUCGCCUCCCUGGCGCUGCUCGCCAUCGGCGCCGGCGGCAUCCGCCCCUGCAACCUCGCCUUCGGCGCCGACCAGUUCGACCCCCGCACGCCCGCCGGCCGCCGGGGCAUCAACAGCUUCUUCAACUGGUACUACUUCACCUUCACCAUCGCCAUGAUGGUCUCCGCCACCGUCAUCAUCUACCUCCAGAGCAACGUCAGCUGGGCGCUGGGCCUCGCCGUCCCGGCCACGCUCAUGGGCCUCUCCUGCGCGCUCUUCUUCAUGGGCACCCGCCUCUACGUCCGCGUCCGCCCCGAGGGAAGCCCCUUCACCAGCUUCGCCCAGGUCCUCGUCGCCGCCUACCGCAAGCGCCGCCUCGUGUCCCCCAGCGAGGGCGAGCUCUUCGACCCGCCGCACCGGAGCAGCCUGGUGUCCAAGAUCGCCUACACGGACCAGUUCGUGUGCCUGGACAAGGGGGCCGUGCUGACCCCCGACGACGAGCUCACGGCCGGCGGCGCCGCGUCGGCGAACCCGUGGCGGCUGUGCACGGUGCAGCAGGUGGAGGAGGUCAAGUGCCUGGUGCGGCUGCUCCCGGUGUGGUCGACGGGGAUCGUCUACUACAUCGCGCUCACCAACCUGGGCAACUACAACGUGCUCCAGGCGAUGCAGACGGACCGGCGCCUCGGGCGGUCGGGGUUCCAGAUCCCGGCGGGCUCCUUCGUCGUGUUCAACAUGCUGGCGCUGACGGUGUGGCUCCCCGUGUACGACGGCGUGGUGGUGCCGGCGCUGCGGCGGGUGACCAAGCGCGAGGGCGGCGUGACCCAGCUGCAGCGGAUGGGCGCCGGCAUCGCGCUGUCCGUCGCCACCAUGGUGGUGGCGGCGGCGGUGGAGCGGCACCGGCGGCGGGCGGGGGACGCCGCGUCGUGCUUCCUGCUGGUGCCGCAGCAGAUGCUGGCGGGGCUGUCGGAGGCGUUCGCGGUGAUCGGGCAGGUGGACUUCUACUACAAGCAGUUCCCGGAGAACAUGCGCAGCGUGGCCGGCGCGCUGCUGUUCCUGGGCUUCGCCGUGGCCAGCUACGCCAGCGGGCUCAUGGUCACGGUGGUGCACCGGACAACGGGGGGGAGCGGCGGGCGGCCGGACUGGCUGACGCAGGACCUCAACCAGGGGCGCCUCGACCUCUACUACCUGCUCAUCGCGGGCAUGGCCGCCGUCAACCUCGUCUACUUCGUGGCGUGCGCGCGCUGGUACAGGUUCAAGCAGUCGGAUGCCGGCGCCGCCGUGGAGCUGGAGGAGAAGGACGGCAAGGUCGUUGUUGCUACUGCUGGCGCCGCCGCACCUCCACCUCCACCUCCAGUUUGAAUUCAUUCAGCUCAAGUUCAUUCGAACAGGAAAUUAAAUGAAGAUAUAUAGAUGGACAGCAGGUUGAAACAAUCGAUAGAUGGAUGGAUGGAUGUGUUAUUGAUCGAUUAUAGAGUUUCCUGGGUUCAUGCAUGAGCAGACCAUGCAUCACAGAUUGAUAUCAGUCAACAUGAUACAUAGCACGCAUGCGCAUCCAUCUGAAUUUUGUCCCUUGGCCAAAUUAGAGAGCUUCCAUGAUACAUGACGCAAUUAUUA